This is a messenger RNA of Dipodomys spectabilis (banner-tailed kangaroo rat), 4085 nucleotides long. It is a transcript of the gene Clcn6, whose product is annotated as chloride voltage-gated channel 6. Gene Ontology annotation, biological process: chloride transport; transmembrane transport. NCBI's taxonomy places the organism in Eukaryota, Metazoa, Chordata, Mammalia, Rodentia, Heteromyidae. Gene Ontology annotation, cellular component: lysosomal membrane; intracellular membrane-bounded organelle. Bases 139 to 2751 code for a protein of 870 amino acids. The transcript has 23 exons. Gene Ontology annotation, molecular function: voltage-gated chloride channel activity. The record is from RefSeq and is a predicted model, not a curated record.
CCGUCGGCAGCCACUCCCGGUCUGGGUCGCCGGGCUGGAGAGGGUCACGUGGUCCUUCUGGGGCCAGUCACGUGAAGCACGCAUCCUAGGGAGGAGGGGUUUGGCUGAGGGGUCCGAAGUGGCAGUAAAAAGAGGAAGAUGGCGGGGUGCAGGGGAUCCCCGUGCUGCUGCUGCCGGUGGUGCUGCUGUUGCGGCGAGCGCGAGACCCGCACCCCGGAGGAGCUGACCAUCCUUGGGGAGACACAGGAAGAGGAAGAUGAGAUCCUUCCAAGGAAAGACUAUGAGAGUCUGGACUACGACCGCUGUAUCAACGACCCUUACCUGGAGGUGCUGGAGACUAUGGAUAACAAGAAGGGGCGCAGGUACGAGGCGGUGAAGUGGAUGACGGUGUUCGCCAUUGGAGUCUGCACCGGUCUGGUGGGUCUCUUUGUAGACUUUUUUGUGCGACUCUUCACCCAGCUCAAGUUCGGAGUUGUCCAGACAUCCGUGGAAGAAUGUAGCCAGAAAGGCUGCCUCGCCCUGUCCCUCCUCGAACUCCUGGGUUUUAACUUGACCUUUGUCUUCUUGGCAAGCCUUCUUGUCCUGAUUGAGCCAGUGGCAGCAGGUUCGGGAAUACCUGAGAUCAAGUGCUACCUGAAUGGCGUGAAGGUGCCAGGAAUUGUCCGGCUCCGGACCCUGCUCUGCAAAGUCCUGGGAGUGCUGUUCAGUGUGGCUGGAGGGCUCUUUGUGGGGAAGGAGGGCCCCAUGAUCCACAGCGGAGCCGUGGUGGGAGCUGGCCUUCCUCAGUUUCAGAGCAUCUCCUUGCGGAAGAUCCAGUUUAACUUCCCUUAUUUCCGAAGCGACAGAGACAAGCGAGACUUCGUCUCAGCCGGGGCAGCCGCAGGGGUGGCUGCCGCUUUCGGGGCACCCAUUGGAGGCACCUUGUUUAGUCUGGAGGAGGGCUCGUCCUUCUGGAACCAAGGGCUCACGUGGAAAGUGCUCUUCUGCUCUAUGUCUGCCACCUUCACCCUGAACUUCUUCCGUUCUGGGGUUCAGUUUGGAAGUUGGGGCUCCUUCCAGCUCCCAGGAUUGCUGAGCUUUGGCGAGUUUAAGUGCUCUGACUCUGAUAAAAAAUGUCAUCUCUGGACAGCUAUGGAUUUGGGGUUCUUCGUCGUGAUGGGGGUCAUUGGGGGCCUCCUAGGAGCCACAUUCAACUGUCUGAACAAGAGGCUUGCAAAGUACCGGAUGCGAAACGUGCACCCGAAACCUAAGCUCGUCAGAGUCUUGGAGAGCCUCUUGGUGUCCCUGGUAACCACCGUGGUGGUGUUUGUGGCCUCAAUGGUAUUAGGAGAAUGCCGAGAGAUGUCCUCUGCGGGUCAAAUCGGCAACGGCUCCGUCCAGCUCCAGGUCACAUCAGAAGAUGUAAAUUCAAGUAUCAAGACGUUUUUUUGUCCCAAUGAUACGUACAAUGACAUGGCCACACUCUUCUUCAAUCCUCAGGAGUCAGCCAUUCUCCAGCUUUUCCACCAGGAUGGGACCUUCAGCCCCGUCACCCUGGCCUUGUUUUUCAUUCUCUAUUUCCUGCUUGCCUGUUGGACUUACGGCAUUUCUGUUCCAAGUGGUCUGUUUGUGCCCUCUCUGCUGUGUGGGGCAGCUUUUGGGCGCCUUGUUGCCAAUGUCCUGAAAAGCUACAUCGGACUGGGCCACAUCUACUCAGGGACCUUUGCCCUGAUUGGUGCAGCGGCCUUCUUGGGCGGCGUGGUCCGGAUGAGCAUCAGCCUGACGGUCAUCCUGAUCGAGUCGACCAACGAAAUCACCUAUGGGCUUCCCAUCAUGAUCACCCUGAUGGUAGCCAAAUGGACAGGGGACUUUUUCAAUAAGGGCAUCUAUGACAUCCAUGUGGGCCUGCGGGGCGUGCCACUCCUGGAGUGGGAGACCGAGGUGGAGAUGGACAAGCUGAGAGCUAGCGACAUCAUGGAGCCCAACCUGACAUACGUCUACCCGCACACUCGCAUCCAGUCUCUGGUCAGCAUCCUACGCACCACGGUCCACCACGCCUUCCCAGUGGUCACAGAGAACCGGGGCAAUGAGAGGGAGUUCAUGAAGGGCAACCAGCUCAUCAGCAACAACAUCAAGUUCAAGAAGUCCAGCAUCCUCACGCGCGCGGGCGAGCAGCGCAAGCGGAGCCAGUCCAUGAAGUCCUACCCGUCGAGUGAGCUGCGCAACAUGUGCGAGGAGCACGCGGCCCCCGAGGAGCCAGCCGAGAAGGAGGACCUGCUGCAGCAGAUGCUGGAGCGCAGAUACACCCCCUACCCCAACCUAUACCCUGACCAGUCCCCGAGCGAAGACUGGACCAUGGAGGAGCGCUUCCGCCCGCUGACCUUCCAUGGCCUCGUCCUGCGCUCACAGCUCGUCACCCUGCUCGUCCGGGGCGUGUGCUACUCGGAAAGCCAGUCGAGUGCCAGCCAGCCACGCCUUUCCUAUGCUGAGAUGGCCGAGGACUACCCACGGUACCCCGACAUCCAUGACCUGGACCUGACGCUGCUGAACCCUCGGAUGAUUGUGGAUGUCACCCCAUACAUGAACCCUUCCCCAUUCACCGUCUCUCCCAACACUCACGUUUCCCAAGUCUUCAACCUGUUCAGGACCAUGGGCCUCCGCCACCUGCCUGUAGUGAACGCAGUGGGAGAGAUCGUAGGGAUCAUUACCCGGCACAACCUGACAUACGAGUUUCUGCAGGCCCGGCUGCGGCAGCAUUACCAGACCCUCUGAGUCUGCGGCCCCCUCCCCAAGCCGCCUGGCAGGCGCAUGCUCACUCGAGAGCCCCACAGGUGGCUGGGCUGUUCCAGCCUGGAGGUUCCCAGGUACGCCCUUGCCCAGAAAGCCUGGAAUCAUCAAGCACUACGCUGGCCAGAGAUCCUGAAGAUGGGCCUGAACUGGAAGCUUGGGCUCUUCCAGCUUCUCCACAGGCCCCCGUUGCUCCCUGUGCUUCUGCAUCGGUGUCGGCACAGGCCUGCCCAACCCCCGUGAGCCAGGGUCAGGGGUGGAAGGCAGGCCGGGCCCUGCGUAUCUUUCCUGCCCUGCCGUUCCUCCUCUCCUGGAGUGCCCAGCUGCUGCCUUAUAUCCUGGAUGGCCUGGGCCCAGGUGAACAUUGCGGGGCUGUUUUCCAUGAAGUCCAUUGCUGAGUUUGGAAAUUGGGCUUGGAGAAAGCCCCUGUGAACAGGGAGGCCUCUCUUGGAACAACUCCUUUUCCUCCACUUCCUCCUCUUCCUCCUCCUCCUCUUCCUCCUCCUCCUCCUCCUCCACCUCCUCCUCCUCCUCUGUGGUCCUGGGGCUUGAGCCCAAGGCCUCCCACACACAGCCUCUUAGCAGCUUCUCUGAUCCAUAUGAAGGGCAGUGAUCCACCUCUUCCCACCCCCACAACCCCCUCGUCCCAAGCUUCCCCAUGGCCCAAGUCUCCCUGGAGCCACCAUCAGCCAGAAGCACAGAGCACGGAGAUCUGACUCUCAGUCUCCAGAUUCCAGUCCUAUCGAGAGUCACACCACCACCCCCCCUCACCAUUCACAAACAGCCGUGGUCUCCCCAACCCUCUCACUCCCAUGACUUCUGGGCUUUCUUAGUUCCCAGUUCCUCCGUGGUAGGGCAGCCACAGCUUAGCCUCGACCCUGCUCCCCAAGUUAACUGGAGCUGGGCACCCCAGACCAAACUGCGAGCACCAGGGAAGGGGCCGUUUUUACAGACCGGCAGCAGGCUGUCCUGAGCCAAAGGUAUGUGACAGGGUGGGUGGCCAUGGGAGGGAGGAAGGGAAGGGAAGGGAGGGAAGAAGGCCGCCCUUCUGGUCAGUAGCCUCGAGGGCCAGUGUGGAGCUUGAGGAGCGUGCAGCGUGCCGCGCCCUGGCACAGGCCAAGCCCAGCUCAGGCUGCUGGCCGCGCGUGGGCACUGCGUGGCGUCCGGUUAAGGUUGCUGUCACGCAUCUUCCUCCCCUUCCACAUGUGUGUCAGCGUGUCCCAUCCUCUCCCCUGUGGCAGCCACCCUCUGGGACUCACGGUAGCUUUUGUUUGAAUUUCAUGUUUGUUGUCGUUUUGUUUUUUGCCAGUCCUGGGGCC